ACUUGUCAACUUCUUGUCAAACUUGGUCCGUAGUACGAAAGCCAUCUCGCCACGCAUUUUGGCAAAUAUUUCAUACGAAAUGGCAGAAUUAGCGCCGGAGAUCCCUAUAAACAUAGAAGAAACUGUUAUAGAAGCUGUUAAAAAUGCAACAGAAAAGCCACCGACGAGUAUUGAAGGCGUUGCGAUUGCAUAUUUAAGUUUAGUGAUUAUGGCCAUUCUACCGAUAUUUUUCGGGUCUUUCAGGUCCGUAAAAUAUCUGAAAGAGCAAAAGGAGUCAGGCGAGCGUCAUGAGACAAUGUCAAACAAGGAUGCUCUAAUGUUCCCUCUGAUAGCGUCGGCGGCUCUCUUCGGCCUCUACAUAUUCUUCCAGUUCUUCUCCAAGAAGUACAUUAACCUACUCCUUACUGGAUACUUCUUCUUCCUUGGUGUGCUCGCUUUGAGCCAUCUUUUGAGCCCCGUAAUCUCGUUCAUGGUGCCGGCGUCGAUCCCGAACGUGUCGUACCACAUCCACUUCACGCGCGGCGAACGCGACACCAACUCGGACAUCAUCAACUACAAGUUCACUUCGUAUGAUAUCAUUUGCCUGCUCAUCUCGCUCUGCAUGGGGGCCUGGUAUCUGCUUAAAAAGCACUGGAUCGCCAACAACCUGUUCGGCAUCGCCUUCGCGGUGAACGGCGUGGAGCUGCUGCACCUCAACAAUGUGGUGACGGGCUGCAUCCUGCUCUGCGGCCUCUUCAUCUACGACAUCUUCUGGGUAUUCGGUACCAACGUCAUGGUCACAGUCGCCAAGUCCUUCGAGGCACCCAUCAAACUGGUGUUCCCUCAAGACCUGCUCGUGAACGGUCUGGACGCGAGCAACUUCGCCAUGCUGGGGCUUGGCGACAUCGUCGUACCCGGCAUCUUCAUCGCACUGCUGUUGCGUUUCGACAAGAGCCUUAAGCGUAACUCAGAAUUCUACUUCAGAGCCACGUUCUCGGCCUACAUCCUGGGCCUGCUGGCCACGAUCCUGGUCAUGCACGUGUUCAAGCACGCGCAGCCGGCCCUGCUGUACCUGGUCCCGGCCUGCCUGGGCACGCCGCUCACGCUGGCGCUGCUGCGCGGGGACAUCAAUGCGCUCUUCAACUAUGAAGACCAACCGGCGGUGGUAGAAGGAACAGAAGACACGAGCAAGUCAAAAAAAUCCGAAUAGAGUGAGAGCAAGCCACGUCCAGAGCACAAACUGCAUCGGUACCGUUUAAGUACAUUAAUGUUUAUAUCACGCGGCCACGGGACCACGACUCGCGCCGCCCUCCAAGCGAACUCGUUUGACUUCUCUUUGAAGAAACACCUUUAAAUCGUACCAUAUUUCAUAUACUAGUUUUCCUGUCUUGCAAUUGAUAAAAAAACGUCGUAUUGGACGUUGCUGUGUUUCAUUCUUACUUCAAUUCAAUCUCUCAAUAUUAUAUCUACAUACUUCUUAGUAUGUAACAAGUGCGUAUUAAUUUUCUAUCUAUAAACUGUUUUUCGUUAUAUCUUAUUCUCGAUCAAACAAUCCAAGGCCAAAAACAGGACGGUUUAUCGGUAAAACGCGUAUAAAUGUACGUAAAUGUUGCUAUUGUAAAAAAUAGAAGGGUAAUUUAGACUUCCGUCAAAUCUUCCAUUGGUGUUUCCAUCGUUUAAGUGUUGCACUAUGUCAAAAAUGUGGUGACGGUGACGGUAGUAACUGAAGGCAUUAUUUUGUCCUUUGCAGAAACUUACUUCAAAAGGAAAAAUAGAUAAAUGUGAUUGAAAAUAGAUCAGCUAUCUGAGUACUAUAUUGAAAAUGAUGUUUUCUUCUCCAUGACAUUUAUACGGCGAUAGAGAUCCAUUUUGUUUGACGAUUAUGGAACAAACUACGCAUUUGUAGUGACCUAAGCUAGUUUUGUGCUUUGUGUGAUGGUACUGGCCCUAGUUUAGCAAUAUCUUCGUUAUUAUAGAACGCGAACAUUCCAACAGCGAGCCGACGUCACCGUCCCACUGUGUUCUAAACCUUUAGAUGUAA
This is a messenger RNA of Trichoplusia ni (cabbage looper), 2020 nucleotides long. Its product is annotated as minor histocompatibility antigen H13. Gene Ontology annotation, biological process: membrane protein proteolysis. Gene Ontology annotation, cellular component: cytoplasmic side of endoplasmic reticulum membrane; membrane; lumenal side of endoplasmic reticulum membrane. Gene Ontology annotation, molecular function: aspartic endopeptidase activity, intramembrane cleaving. The record is from RefSeq and is a predicted model, not a curated record. Lineage: Eukaryota; Metazoa; Arthropoda; Insecta; Lepidoptera; Noctuidae. Bases 80 to 1189 code for a protein of 369 amino acids. The transcript has 7 exons.